Paramecium octaurelia is the source of this 1385-nucleotide messenger RNA. The record is from the annotation of a GenBank genome assembly. NCBI's taxonomy places the organism in Eukaryota, Ciliophora, Oligohymenophorea, Peniculida, Parameciidae.
UAAUAACCAAUGUGUUGCUCAUCUAAAAAACCAAAGAGUGAAGUAUCUAAGGUUCCACAAAGUUAAAUUAAUAAUCAAAGUGUAGUUCAAAACUAAGAAUAAUCUUAAGUUUAACAACCAACCAAACCCGUUGAAGUCAGAGAGGCCAACCUUUUGGUUAGUCAAAUAGAAAGCCCAAGAUCUAAAUAACAAAAACUAUUCGAUAGCAAAGUAGAAGGAUUCAAGGAAUAAUAUGCUAAACUUCAACAUGAUUCUGCAGAAGUUCAAUACAACCAAAAACCAGCUGAUCAAUUAAAAGUUUAACUAUUGAAGGAACAAUUAAUAGAUCUGUAAUUUCCCAAUAAUGAGAUUAAAGGACCCUUGUUUCUGGAUGAUAAUAUCUCAAGUUACAAGUAAAGAGGUCCUGAAUUUGCCAACACUCUCAGAGAAUUAGAUGGAGAGAUAAGAAAUAUGAGAAUCAUACGAUAGACUCCUUACAAUUCAUAUAGUUUUAUUGGGCAUUUAAAAGACAAAGGGUUGUAUUUUAUUAAGUGCUGGAAUGGAGUGAAUUUAAACAAAUUUCACAAUUUUCUUAUUAAUCUUGGCAAAUAAUAGCAAAAAGGGGAAUAUUACAAGAAAUAUCAUGCCUAUAAGGUAGAUCCAUUAAAAGAUACUGAUUAAACUAGUCCAACUGGGUCGAUGUAUCUUAUUUCAACCCUUGAAGAUCAUAAUCUUUAUUCAUUUGCGUAAUUUAUUUUUAAAUUGAUUUAGAGCAUCAACUCAAUUCAACAUUGAUUAGAAAUUCUAAGUGGCUCAUCAAAUAUUAUCCUACUUGGAUUAAACAGAUUUGAAAGCCUCAGGUGGCAAUCAAUAAUUCUAGAAGAAAAUGAAGUUCGUAUCUCCUUCCAAUAUUUUAAUAUCAACUCAAAAAAAUAGAUUAGAUGUUAAGAUUUCAGAUUGGCAAUAAUCCCUCAAGGAGUUUAACGAAAUUGUUCCUGAUAUAGAUUUCAAAAACCAAAAUUAUUCUUUUUGUAGUGAUGAACCUGAUGAUUAACGAGCUUACUUGAUUAAAUUGUUACUUCUAUUAUUUUUUAGAUUGAACUUAAAGUAAGAUGAAUAUAAAAUAAAUUUAGUCAAAUUGAAUCAUUUGGUAAUCUUGAUGGUACUGAGCAAUUGUCCAGAUUUAUCGAUGUGAAGCAGAUUAAUGCAGACUCCAACUUUUAUAAGCAAUCAAAUUUCAAUCGAUACAUUUAGAAUAAAAUUAAUUUAAUAGCACAACCAAAUUAGGAAAGAUAUUAGAAAUUAUGGGAAGAAUUGAAAGAUAAACAUAUACAAGAAUUAUCAUUCUACAAAUUAGAAAAGAAGGAAAAUUGAUAAAAUAUAAUAAUAAUAUUAAAAGCAAUAAC